UCCCCCUCUUCUCACCCUCUCCCUCCCCUCACACCUCCCCCUCUGUCUCCCCCUGCCUUUCCUUCCAGUCUGCUUCUUCUGUUGUGCCGUUGGCUUUGGUGCAGGGGGCUGGGGGAGGGAUCUCGCGAUUGUUGGACUUUUUUUUUUUCCAAGGGGGGGAGAGUUAUUUGGAAGAUGGCGCCCGUUGUUACGGGGAAGUUUGGUGAGAGACCUCAGCGUUUAACAAGGGAGGCUAUGAGGAAUUACUUGAAGGAAAAAGAUGAUCAAACAGUGCUCAUACUGCAUGCAAAAGUUGCACAGAAGUCAUAUGGCAAUGAAAAAAGGUUUUUUUGCCCUCCACCAUGUGUGUAUCUGUUGGGCAGUGGCUGGAAGAAGAAGUUAGAGAAGAUGGAGAAGGAGGGUUGCACGGAGCAGGAGGCCCAGCCAUGUGCAUUCAUUGGGAUAGGCAACAGUGAGCAGGAGAUGCAGCAACUCAAUCUGGAAGGGAAGCACUUCUGCACAGCUAAGACGCUGUAUAUCAGUGACUCAGAUAAAAGGAAACACUUCAUGCUGUCUGUGAAGAUGUUGUAUGGGAACAGUGCCAACAUAGGAGUCUUCCUCAGCAAGAGGAUCAAGGUCAUCUCCAAGCCAUCCAAGAAGAAACAGUCCCUGAAAAAUGCAGAUUUGUGUAUAGCUUCAGGGACUAAGGUGGCGCUGUUUAACCGUCUGCGCUCCCAGACGGUCAGCACCAGGUAUCUUCAUGUGGAGGGGGGGAAUUUUCUUGCCAGCUCCCAACAGUGGGGCGCCUUCUACAUCCACCUCUUGGACGAUGAGGAGUCUGAAGGAGAGGAGUUUGCUGUGAGAGAUGGUUAUAUUCACUACGGUCAGACGGUCAAAUUGGUUUGCUCUGUUACUGGCAUGGCCCUGCCCAGACUGGUCAUUCGCAAAGUGGACAAGCAGACUGCAUUAGUGGAUGCAGAUGAUCCAGUGUCCCAGCUUCACAAGUGUGCCUUCUACCUAAAAGAUACAGACAGAAUGUAUCUCUGUCUCUCACAGGAGAGGAUCAUCCAGUUCCAGGCCACACAGUGCUCCAAAGAAAGUAACAAGGAGAUUGUUAACGAUGGGGCUUCCUGGACUAUCAUUAGCACUGACAAGGCGGAGUACACCUUUUAUGAGGGAAUGGGCCCCGUCCCAACACCGGUCACACCUGUCCCUGUGGUGGAAAGUCUGCAGUUAAACGGUGGAGGAGAUGUAGCUAUGUUAGAGCUGACUGGACAGAACUUCACCCCCAACCUCAGAGUGUGGUUCGGAGAUGUGGAGGCUGACACCAUGUACAGAUGUGGGGAGAGCGUCCUGUGUGUGGUGCCGGACAUUUCCGCCUUCAGGGAGGGUUGGCGCUGGGUGAGACAGCCGGUUCAGGUUCCUGUCACGCUCGUCCGCAAUGAUGGAGUCAUCUACGCCACCGCCCUCACCUUCACCUACACCCCUGAACCGGGGCCCCGACCCCACUGCAGUGCUGCUGGCGCCAUCCUGCGGACACAUAGCACCUCUUCUUCAUCACCAGCAUCCUCGUCUUCACCAUCAUCCUCGUUGGGGGGGCUCGGGGACGGCCACGGCGCUUACAGCAGCAGUGACUCGGGCAUGUCGUCAGGGGCGUCGACCAUGUCGGUGCUCUCAUAGUAAUACUUACUCUGUUUGUGUGCUUUGAAUGAGUGAGUGAGAAAAUAUGUGCAUGUACUUGUGAGCCAAAGAGGCUCAUGGACCUGUGAAGAAUUGCACACAGACUCCGAAACUCUUCGUCAAAGAUCAACUGUGAUCGUCAGGAAUGCUGAAGAGAGUUGGGAUGAAGACAAGCCUGAAGAGAAUACUUGGGAAAACAGAAACUAUUCUUUAGCUCCCUCUUCUGGUUUGUUGGGGACAUGUCAAAAGCUCUACUCAAAGGAUCUUGAUAUUCAAGAAGUUCACCUUAAAGAUGAAGAAUCUGCCAUCUGUCUCUCACAACAACCUGAUUUGUACAAGAAGCAUCUUGUUUUUAUAUGCCUGUGGAUUUGGAAGUGAUUCUCACUUUGCUCUCUUUCUACUGAGAUCAUGUUUUUACUGAAAAGCUUGUUGAUUCAUCUGUCGUGUGCAAGGGAAAUUUUUGUUCUAAGAGUAACAUAGUUUUUACGGACCAAGGAAUAUUAUUAUAUUAUUUUAUUCAUAUUAUAUUUUAUAAGCUUUUGCCGAGGUACAUUUUUUUUAUGAUACUGCAUAGUAAUAUCACAAUAUCACUUUUGUUACCAAAUAGAAUUUGUUUUGUCUUUGACUCCUUUUUGAGUUUUGUUUCAAUCCUCUAGGUCACUGGGCUUAACUGAUCAGUCCCUGAAACUUUCCCCAACUUUUUAUAUCAAAGAUGACAUAUUUGAUGAAUGAAGUGUAUGUUUGGGAUACUUUGUAAUAUGCUAACAGUGUAUUCUGGGAGACCAAGGUCUGUGCUUUCUAAUCAUGUUUGUACCAGAGUGUUUAAACUCAAAUCUAAACAGUCCCUCUUUACCAUAGCUGCGGUGCUUCUUAUUUCACAGUGGUGAAGCCUGUACACAAAAUUAUAAUUUUUGUAAAUUACUAUAAAGCUAAGAAACAUAGAAGGAAGGUCAAAACUAAUAUCUGUCUAGUCAUUCUGUGCACAUUGCUCAGCCUUUUUGGAGGGGCCUUAAGUUUUCUUUUGUCUGUUUGCUUAUGUGUUGAAAGAAGAGCUUUAACGUCGUCUUUGCCUUGUAGCCUUGUAGCCUGUAGCUGUGUCAGUCCAAGUACACAACCUUGUUGAACCUGGUUUUGUCAAAUGUGUGAUCCGACUCCAAAUACAGUCCAACUUAGUUUAAUACAAUCAGCUGUGGUUGUGCUUUGGGUCCCAUACGAUGCACAGAUUCAAACUCCAAGUUUUUUUCUGCCUCUCCGUCUGCCUUGUGCAGUAGGUUUAAUAUAAAAAUGUAACUUUGAACUCAUUUACUAAACUAGUCAGGAAUUAUGUUGUUGCCUUAAGAACCACUACCCAGUUUGUCCUGUGUAAUAUUUCACAAAUAAUCCUCAUUUACAUCAGUCUUUUUGUUUGAACUGUGUAUCAUGUUUCAAAAUUGAGUUUCAAGUAAAUGUGUUGACCAGCUUA
Molecule: messenger RNA, 3121 nt
Organism: Epinephelus fuscoguttatus (brown-marbled grouper)
Lineage: Eukaryota; Metazoa; Chordata; Actinopteri; Perciformes; Serranidae
Gene: rbpja
Product: recombination signal binding protein for immunoglobulin kappa J region a
Exons: 11
Coding region: 175-1659 (494 amino acids)
Biological process (GO): regulation of transcription by RNA polymerase II; Notch signaling pathway
Cellular component (GO): MAML1-RBP-Jkappa- ICN1 complex; nucleus
Molecular function (GO): DNA-binding transcription activator activity, RNA polymerase II-specific; RNA polymerase II cis-regulatory region sequence-specific DNA binding
Source: RefSeq, a predicted model, not a curated record